Peronospora belbahrii is the source of this 2592-nucleotide messenger RNA. NCBI's taxonomy places the organism in Eukaryota, Oomycota, Peronosporomycetes, Peronosporales, Peronosporaceae. The record is from the annotation of a GenBank genome assembly.
AUGUGGCGCGCAUGUCGAGCUGUAGCAUUCCACCAGCUGAGAUGCAAGAUUGCUCGAACGCCUGUUGCCAGCGUGCCACAGCACCUGGGCAGCGUCAACUGGUACUUUACGAGUAUCGCCGGCGUCGAUCGUGACUUACUGCUUACUUGUUCGGCCCGCGACGUGUGCGAGAAAUUAGGCAAAUCGAGGACUGGAAGCGUAGCGAAAGCACUUGAGUUAAUGCUGGCCGAAGCCAUUGCUCGCGAGGAUGUGACGAGUGAAGAGAUUAUCGAUCUGUUCACUGCAGCUCAGAAGACACGUGCGGUAUCCGUCAUGCUGAACGCUUUCAACUUUCUCGAGACCAAGUUUCCGUCACACAUCAACUUUGCCGUAUAUGGUGAAGUGUUCCGCAUUAUCGCCCGCAAGAACAACCCCAAGCGCCUCAUCGAGAUUUAUGAGACAUCCAAGCCGCAUUUCAAGGCGGUGCCUGAAAUGAUCUACCGCUUCGGUAUUGUAGGAUAUUUGCAGAACAACGACAUGGAGUCAGCCCUUAAGAUUUGGCAAGAAAUGGCAGAUGCUGGCCAUGAGACGACGAACGAAAUCACGUCACGACUCAUGAUGGCGUAUGCACGCCAUGGUGACGUAGAGAAGGUGCAAGAGCUCUAUGAGUCUGUGGACCCCCAGAUCGGCCAUUGGCACGAAUCGUGCAUUGAUCGCAUCAUCCUCAGCAUGGGCAUCAUCAAACAGCCGGCAAAGUCCUUCGAAUUCUAUAGCAACUCAAGUAUGAAGCUGAACGGUGGUACGUUAAUUGCUCUGCUUAGUGUUUGCAUUAACAACGAUUGCAAGCAACAGGCUUCGGAUAUUUUGGCGAACCGCAAAAAGUUUGAUUUGCGUCUUGAUGCACGUGGUUACAACCGUAUCAUGAUGACACUGGAAUUUCUGGAGCGCAACGACGAGAUUAAGGAUAUUCUGGAGGAGAUGGUCAAAAAAAAUAUUCAGUUCGACACCAAAACGCACCAGAUUAUUGAGCGCAACGCUCAGUUCCUUCAGGAUACAAACUUUGUUGCCAGUCCUAACAAGAGCAGAGCUGCCGGCUAUACCAUAAGCCCGCGCAUUCGUGAAUUGCUUGCACAGGGAAAGUAUAGUGAGGCAGCUGCGUAUGUAGACUCUAUUGUAAAAUCUGUUGAUGAGUCGCAACUGCCCGAAGACUUUGAAGGCGAAAUUCCUAAAGGAGCAUUGAUUGUGAGCUCAAGUGUGGCGAAAGACGUUGUGCAAGCGUAUAUCAAGACGGAGCAAUCUGACAAGGUAGCUGGUGUGGUCAAGGGUUUUUCCUUGGUGCAUGGCAAGUAUGCGCAUGCUUUGGGUGAAGUUUUUACGCACUACACGAAGGAUAGAACGAAGACGGGUGAUGAGCUUAGCUAUGCUGCCAGCAAGGCAAUGCUUUUUCAAGGCAUUCGAAUUUACCGCGUGCAUGACGCGCUGGUGCUUUUCCGUCGCUUUCACGAUUCUGAUGCCGCUCUAGAGCUAUUCAACCAGGUGCUAGCUUCGUAUUGGGGCAAGGAUGGCAGGAAUGCGGACAUCCUUGCUGGGGACGAAGAUGCUAGAAAGCCCCGUUAUGUGACUCUUAACAUCGGCAAGGUCGUUGACUUGGUCAUGCAGACGCUGGCGGAAGAUGGCAGGAUGGCUGAUGCUCUGGAUACCUUAAACAUGAUGGAAAGUCGGGGAGUGCAUGCUGUACAAUCUACUUAUGUCACGAUUCUUAGCUCGAUGCGGAAGUUCUUGCAGAACUCAAAUAAGGAUAUCACGAAUCCAAAAGUGGUGUACGAUAUCUCCAGUUUCCAGAUAGUGUUGGGGGACCUGAAGAACCGUGGUUUGAAAGUAAACAGGGCGAUUGUGGGCUAUUUGUGUCCUGCUUAUAGGGAAGCAAAAACAAAGCAGCAGCGGUUGGAGCUGCUAGAGGCUUUUACUGAGGCUCAGAGUGACCCUAACGAUUGCUACAUCUUGCCGCAUAUGUGUUACGAAACGCUUCUAGCAUUUACAGCAAAGGAGGGUACUGUGUCAGAUCUUGCCGAGGAAGGCAACGUGGAAGAGGCCGAGCAGCUGACGAAGCAGAUGCUUGAAAUGUGUGGUGGCUUCACGCUUCGAGCUGUAGUCUCAGUGCUGAGAGGAGCCUUAGAAGCCCAGAAACUGGAUGUCGUUGACAGUAUGGUGGCGCUUAUGGAAGAACGGGAGUUUAUUAUAAGGCUGUCUGACGCCUACGAGUUGGUGCAUUUGGCCCGACAGAAGGAUCUUGCAGAGAAGGCGCUGGAUAUCAUUCGAAUUUUCGAGAGGGGUAACCUAAAGGAAGUGGCUCCUGCUGCAGAUGGAUCAGGCAACCUGGAAGAAGCCUAUGUUCGUCGCCAGCGCGGCGAUUCGCACGCGUUCCGAAAGGUGAGAACCAUGUACACUGUUGCUCUUAAGGCGUGCGAAAAGGGUGGGCUUUGGAAACAGGCGCUUGUACUGCGUGAUCAGAUGACGACACUAUUGGGAAAGGAGGUCAUGGACGAGAUUGCCACGAGUAUGAGUGCUACAACGAGGCAGCGCAAGGAGAAUAAGCAGUCAAUGAACGAGUAG